CGUACAGCAGAAAACGAGAGCGGUACGGACAGGCUUUAGGACCGGGGGACCGACACGUGGUGACAGGACAACCGGAAGCCAGAACUCACGUUACUGAUCUGCGAUGGCUCAGCAGGCCACGGCGGGGCGACGCUGCCUGCGAGCCUUCGUUAGCGGAUUCUUCGUCGCCGUCCCCGUAACCGUCACCUUCCUCGAUCGAUUCGCCUACGUGGCACGAGUGGAGGGAUCAUCGAUGCAGCCAUUCCUCAACCCAGAGGGGGGGUCCAAGUGUGACGUCGUCCUGCUGAAUCGUUGGAGUGUGAGAAACUACCAGGUCCAACGAGGUGACAUCGUGUCUGUUGUGUCCCCGAGGAAUCCAAAGCAGAAGAUCAUCAAACGGGUCAUUGGCCUGGAGGGAGACUUCAUCAGGACUCUGGCCUACAAGAACCGCUAUGUUCGAGUUCCAGAUGGUCACUUCUGGAUCGAGGGAGAUCAUCACGGCCACAGUCUGGACAGCAACAGCUUUGGACCGGUGUCUGUGGGGCUGCUUCACGGUCGGGCCUCUCACAUCAUCUGGCCACCAAACCGCUGGCAGCGAAUCACAGCAUCGCUCCCUGCAAACCGAGGACCGCUGGACACCGAGGAAGAGGACUGACCACGCCCACAGAGUUUCUGUAUUUUUCUUAAAAUGUCAAAUUCACAGCAAGAGCCGCUCGCUGUGACCGUGUGAGUCAGAUUACUGCAUGGCUUUUAUAUAAACCGUGUUCAUUGUACACUCAGGUGGUGUUUUGUUCGUUUCACUGCAGUCUUUUGUUUUUAAAUAUUUCUUUCUUGAACGCUGAAAAGACGACAAACUGAAGUCCUGUCCCCGAACUUCACAUUUUACAUGAAAAAUUAAAGCUUUUGUCUGUAAACCACCAAGAAUUCUUUAAGUUUAAGUUAAGUUUGUGGUAUUUUAUCAACUAAGCUAAUAAUCACUGGCAAAGUGAUGUGAUGGGCAAUUAAACUCAUUUGUAAUUUCCACCCUA
Pundamilia nyererei is the source of this 1007-nucleotide messenger RNA. RefSeq names its product inner mitochondrial membrane peptidase subunit 2 (gene immp2l). The record is from RefSeq and is a predicted model, not a curated record. The coding region runs from base 104 to 634 and encodes 176 amino acids. The transcript has 6 exons. Gene Ontology annotation, molecular function: serine-type endopeptidase activity. Lineage: Eukaryota; Metazoa; Chordata; Actinopteri; Cichliformes; Cichlidae. Gene Ontology annotation, cellular component: mitochondrial inner membrane peptidase complex; membrane.